Molecule: messenger RNA, 1082 nt
Organism: Bombyx mandarina (wild silkworm)
Lineage: Eukaryota; Metazoa; Arthropoda; Insecta; Lepidoptera; Bombycidae
Gene: Jra
Product: Jun-related antigen
Biological process (GO): regulation of cell cycle; regulation of cell population proliferation; regulation of transcription by RNA polymerase II
Cellular component (GO): transcription regulator complex
Molecular function (GO): transcription factor binding; DNA-binding transcription factor activity, RNA polymerase II-specific; RNA polymerase II cis-regulatory region sequence-specific DNA binding
Source: RefSeq, a predicted model, not a curated record
AACAAUGUUUAGAAACAAGUGGAACGCCACGGAAGGAGGACGUGUGUUAAUCGUAGGAAAAAGUUAUAAAGUUCGCGUAGUGAGUUCAGUGAUACCGAAGCGUUCGGUGCAAACACAUGGUUCGGAAUUCCGGCCACAGCAUGGAGACCACCUUCUAUGACGAGCAAUAUCCUCUCAGCGGCCCUGUGGAAAACCUUAAAAGGCCCCUAACCUUGGAUGUUGGGCGGGGUGGGAAACGUUCACGAAUCGCUGCACCCGUUCUCUCCUCGCCAGAUUUACAAAUGUUGAAGCUCGGAUCUCCUGAGUUGGAAAAAUUGAUCAUUCAAAACGGUAUGGUGACAACCGCUACCCCUACUCCGGGAGCGCCUGUCUUAUUUCCCGCAGUAGCACCUACGGAGGAACAAGAAAUGUACGCGCGACCUUUCGUCGAAGCGCUAGACAAGCUGCACCACGGCGAGGCAGUGACGCCGCUCGGACGUCGAGUAUAUGCCGAUUUGGACAGGCCGCUAGAGCGAUACCCCACUCCCAUCGUGAAGGACGAGCCCCAGACGGUGCCGAGCGCGGCCAGCACGCCGCCGCUAUCACCCAUCGACAUGGACACUCAGGAAAAGAUCAAACUGGAGAGAAAGAGACAGAGGAAUCGGGUAGCCGCUUCCAAAUGUAGACGACGUAAGCUGGAACGUAUUUCAAAGCUGGAAGAGAAAGUGAAAAUUCUUAAAGGUGAAAAUGCUGAACUAGCACAGAUGGUGGUGAAACUAAGGGACCACGUGCACAGGCUAAAGGAGCAGGUCCUAGAGCAUGCGAAUGGUGGCUGCCACAUCGAGUCGCACUUCUGAUCGCGUCGCCAUCGCCGCUCCUCCACAUUCCAUGCUAGUCGCGCCCGCUAGGACGCAGCAUACAAAGCGAUUUGUGAUCUUAAUUUUACUGUGUAAUAUAUAGUUAAUGAACCCUAGUGUGUAAGGUGUUAAAGUCGCUACGUUAAAGAAUGCUGUGGAUUUCUGGUUAAGUUUGAGAGAUUAGGUUUGCCAGUGGUGUUAUGCAGAGAACCGUCGAUUGCGGACACUAUUGUAAUUAUUGUUGUA